AAAUUAAAUUAAACGCAUAUUAGAAUUCAGCACAUUUAUUUAUUGAAAACAUUGAAUCUAAUAGCAUCCGAGCUUUAUCCAACGAUAAAAAAAUAAUCUUGAAAUAUUCAGUAAUCUGUAACAAAAAAAAUGUACGAAAUCAAUGCACAGCCCCUCAAUCCGCCAGCUAGCAUAGUUAUGGAAAGAGAGGAUAACGUAACGUCAACUCAACCAGCAUUAGCUACUUACAGAGAGAGUGCUUCACAGGAUUUUAAAGAAAUUGGUCCAGUUGUUCUAAAUGCUAUUCGUAAUUUGAGGGAAAUGAAGGGUUGCUCUCUGAAAGACAUAACAAAAUUUGUCGCUACCAAAAGCCAACUCGACGUUAAGACGUACAACUCUGGCAUCAAAUCUUUUUUGAAGAAGUCUGUGGAAAACGGCAUACUGACUAAGCUGGGAGGAAAGUACAAGUUGAGAGAAACUGCUGGAAGACGUAGAAGAAGCAGAAGCCGAAAGACACCGAAAACUGGAGUUACAAAACGCAAACGUUCUAGAUCAAGAAGACGUGCUACUAGCUCUAAGACAAAAGGUCGUCGAAGAAGUGGUAGGGCUAAGCGUACUACGAAACGACGCCGUUCAAGACGUAAAAUGCACAAAGGUCAUAAACCUGGAGAUAGCUGUGGACAGUAACGGAGAACAUUUUGAAAUAUUUCCACAAAAAUUCUUAAUUAGUAUCUUAGAAAAUUUUAGAGCGGUAUGACUUUGAAAACUACAAAUAUCAGCAUAAUACUCCCACUACAAAUUUAUUAAUUUAAUGAAAUUUUGUAUUUCCGGUUUUUUCCCUUUUCUGGAUUUAUAUUUACGUCAAAUUUAUAACGUGUGAUGGUUAAAAAGUUUGAAUUAAUUUCCAAUUAAAAAAAUCUUUCGAAUUUAAUGAAUUU
Stegodyphus dumicola is the source of this 917-nucleotide messenger RNA. Its product is annotated as histone H1, orphon-like. Lineage: Eukaryota; Metazoa; Arthropoda; Arachnida; Araneae; Eresidae. The record is from RefSeq and is a predicted model, not a curated record.